Messenger RNA from Siniperca chuatsi (mandarin fish), 7633 nucleotides. Its product is annotated as ATP-binding cassette sub-family D member 2-like. Lineage: Eukaryota; Metazoa; Chordata; Actinopteri; Centrarchiformes; Sinipercidae. The coding region runs from base 247 to 2460 and encodes 737 amino acids. Gene Ontology annotation, cellular component: peroxisomal membrane. The transcript has 10 exons. Gene Ontology annotation, biological process: long-chain fatty acid import into peroxisome; peroxisome organization; fatty acid beta-oxidation. Gene Ontology annotation, molecular function: ATP binding; ATP hydrolysis activity; long-chain fatty acid transmembrane transporter activity. The record is from RefSeq and is a predicted model, not a curated record.
UGUAGUGUGCGGGAAGUUGACCUUGAGUUUUUAUUUUGACAACUAUAACCGGAAGUACAGUUAAUGCAGUUUGUCCUGCUUGAUAUUAGGACAAAAAGAGCAGGAUGUAGCGGUACAUGUAUCGGGCUCUUUUCACAUUAAUCCAACCAUCAGAAGUCCUUCUCUCUUUUUAUGUCGACGCGGUGAGUCAGGUUUGGGGGAUGGGUGUUGUACGGAUUGUCAGCAGAGACGACUAACGUUUGAAACAUGUCCAACAUCCUCGAUGCGGCGUCCAAAGUGAAAUGGGACCGCACGGCUGCGGCGAAGCGAGCCGUGUUUCUUGCGGCAGCUGUUUACGGUGUCAAAACACUGUACCCCAUCAUCUGCAAGCAGCUCGGCAAAAACAAAGAACCCAGGAAUAAUCGCCGGGUGUCCAAGGCGGAAAACGGUUCCACUUGUUUGAUACAAACACAGAUAGAUGCUGCGGAUCAUAAGAACGCAUCCCUGGGGGUAAAUGCCGAAUUUUUCAAGCAGAUCCUCGAACUUGGUAAAAUCCUUUUCCCCAAGCUUGUGUCCAAAGAGCUCGGUUUGCUCUCUCUGCACUCAGUGGCGCUGAUAUCCAGGACGUUUCUGUCUAUUUACGUGGCCAGCUUGGACGGCAAGAUUGUCAAAACGAUCGUGGAGAAGAAACCCAAGAGCUUCAUCAUCCAGCUGAUCAAAUGGCUCCUCAUUGCCAUCCCGGCCACGUUCGUCAACAGCGCCAUCCGGUACUUGGAGGGCAAACUGGCUCUGGCCUUCCGCACCCGGCUGGUGAACCAUGCCUACCGAACCUACUUCACCGAUCAGACCUACUACAAAGUCAGCAACAUGGACGGGAGGCUCGCCAACCCGGACCAGUCUCUUACUGAGGACGUAAUGAUGUUUUCCCAGUCGGUGGCCCACCUCUAUUCCAACCUCACUAAGCCUAUACUGGACGUGAUGCUGACCUCCUACACGCUGAUACAGACCGCCAGGUCCAGGGGUGCCAACGCCACCGGGCCGACCCUGCUGGCCGGGCUGGUGGUCUUUGCCACGGCUAAGGUCCUGCGCGCCUGCUCGCCCAGAUUUGGCAAGCUGGUGGCCGAGGAGGCUCAUAGGAAAGGCUACCUGCGCUAUGUGCACUCCAGGAUCAUUGCAAAUGCUGAGGAAAUAGCUUUCUACAGGGGACACAAGGUGGAGAUGCGUCAGCUGCAGAAGUGCUACCGGGCUCUGGCGGACCAGAUGAACCUGAUCCUGUCCAAGCGUCUCUGGUACAUCAUGAUUGAGCAGUUCCUCAUGAAGUAUGUGUGGAGCAGCAGCGGGCUCGUCAUGGUGGCCGUGCCGAUCAUCACAGCUACCGGCUUCGCUGACAACGAAACAGCAGACGGGCAGAAGCAUGUGAUGGUGAGCGAGAGGACGGAGGCUUUCACCACCGCCCGUAACCUGUUGGCCUCGGGGGCGGACGCCAUUGAGAGGAUCAUGUCCUCCUACAAAGAGGUCACAGAGUUGGCAGGCUAUACUGCACGGGUCCACAACAUGUUUGUGGUGUUUGAGGACGUCCAGAGGGGUGUUUACAAGCGCUCCUCGCUAUCAGCCACAACAGGAGCAGAGAAGAAGAGCAAGCCUGAGAUGCACAUAGAUGGGCCACUGGAGAUAAAGGGUGAAGUGAUAGAUGUGGACAAGGGCAUCGUGUGUGAGAAUGUCCCAAUUAUUACGCCAAAUGGGGACGUAGUAGUGUCUUGCCUGAACUUAAAGGUAGAAGAGAGCAUGCACCUAUUGAUCACGGGGCCCAACGGCUGUGGAAAAAGCUCUCUGUUCAGGAUCCUCAGCGGCUUGUGGCCUGUCUACGGCGGCCGGCUACACAAACCCUCUCCUCAACAUAUGUUCUACAUCCCUCAGAGGCCAUACAUGUCCAUGGGUUCACUGCGGGACCAGGUGAUCUACCCAGACUCGGUGGAGGACAUGGCUGCCAGAGGCCUCAGUGACAAGGACCUAGACGCCAUCUUGGACGUAGUCAACCUCAACCACAUUGUCACCAGAGAAGGAGGCUGGGAUGCCGAGCUGGACUGGAAGGACGUGCUGUCAGGAGGCGAGAAGCAGAGGAUGGGCAUGGCGCGCAUGUUCUACCACAAGCCUAAAUAUGCGCUGUUGGAUGAGUGUACCAGCGCUGUGAGCAUUGACGUGGAGGGAAAGAUUUUCCAGGCUGCUAAGGACGCCGGCAUCUCUCUGCUCUCCAUCACUCACAGACCCUCCCUGUGGAAGUACCACACCCACCUGCUGCAGUUCGACGGGGAGGGAGGCUGGCGCUUCGAGCAGCUGGACACGGCGACGCGCCUCACCCUCACCGAGGAGAAACAGCGGCUGGAGGCCCAGCUGGCCGGCAUUCCCGAGAUGCAGCAUCGCCUCAACGAGCUCUGCAAGAUCCUGGGAGACGACUCUGUCCUCAAAACAGUCGAGGAGUGAGGCGAGGUGGGGGGGGGGCCCAGAGGGAAAAAGAGACAAGGGGGGGAAAAGAAGAGAAGAAGUGGGGGGGAGAAGAAGAGAGCUUGUGUAGAGUUAUUUUUUUCCGCUCUGCAGGAGAGCUCUUAAUGCCAGCUAGUCUUUCAGCUCUCCUUUCUCCUCUCCCUCUUCUUUUUAAUCUCUCCCUUGCCCUGCUCCAACCUGAGAAGUGGAGGGGGAGAGUGAAGUGGAUGCACAAGUAUUAUUCCCCCUUGUUACUCACAUGGACUGCAUACUCAGUUGUAGAUUUAAAAUGUUUGCUUUUAGCGUGCAUCAUUUUCAAGAUCAGUUUACCACAGUCCAAAGUGGCAGAAAUGAGAAAUCCAAAUUUAACCAAGAUAAUUCAUUUGUUUGUUUGUUUCAUAGCACUUUACUCUGCUUUUAGAGGGCUAUUAUUUCUGUUUUGUUGUGGUAGCUCACAGUGAAAUAAGAUGAGUUUUAGCUGGAAAACGUUUAAUAUAGAACCACUAAAUAAUGUCCAAAGCAGUAUUCCACGCCCAGUAUACUGGGUUGUGCAGGAUCCACAUUUGUCAUCAUUUAGCAGUAGAUUUUAGUUUUUACUGAACUUAAUGACCUCUUGGUUUUGAGAGGUCAAAAGAGACUUUUCAAAGAGAUUUUUCAAAAUGUCACAAUAUGCCUUUGUUUGAUUUUGUGUAUCUAGCCGCAGUACAAUCCCUUUCCUUAUACCUCAUCUUACCUAUACCAGAUCUUGUUACGCAAACCCUUGGACCACUGAUAUAGGCUCAGUUGCAGACUUACACAUGGCUAGCAAAGAAAAAGCCAAUCUGGGCUAAAACUAUAGGUUUCUGGUUUAUUGAGCAAAUACAAUGAGCUAAGGAGGCCCUCUUCAAAGGAUGAGGAACAAGAGCAAGCUGACCCUGGCAGUCUGGUCUGUCUAUAAACAGUCACACAUACAUACACAAAUGGAACAGGUAGCCAUUCAGACUACGGUACUGUCAGAUACGCGUACACAUGCUGGCCACCUGUUGAAGCUCCCACCCUGUGUUGACACAAAACACACUCGUGUGUCUGCUGUGUGUCAGAUGCCUGCUGGGACUCUGCUCUGUGGGUCUAAUGAGCUAAUACAUUAUGCUAAUUUAGUUAAUAUAGUUACAUGAGACUUCAUGUAAAUUUGAUGGUGACGUAAGAAAUACUUUGAACAAAGUCUUCAUUUCUCACCUUUCUAAAGUGGAAGCUGAUUAUCUUUUGAUAUGUGUUUACAUGCACUUAUAUAUUUUAGAUAAUACUCCACAUAUUAUUAUGUUAUAAUAUAUGAGGCCUUAUUGGAUUAUACUUAAUUUACAUAAUAGGGCUAAUAUAAAGUAGUAGAACGGUUAGGGGUCAGGCUUAUUUAAAGAUCGCAGACGUUGGAGCUGGUACAGAUUUCAUUUUUGGCUCAAGAACACUUCAGCAUGUUGGCUGCCUCUUGACUAAUGGCUGGCAUGCAGCUUGGCUAUAUACAGGAGCGAAAUUAGUUGGAUUGUUUUUCCUCAUUUAGCCUCCAUGUUUGCUACCAGCAACUUCUCUGAAGUUGUGAUACUGUGAAAUUAGUGAUUUGUGACGUUAACAUAAUUUUGUUCUUAUGAAAAAGUCAUAAGCGCUGUAUUCUCAUGCGGUGGUUCUAAGCUUUGGUUGCGGCUGCUUUUACAGUAUGUUCCUUUUGUGGUUCAGACCUGUGCGUGUGCUUACUGUGUCCUACAUAAAGAGUCCGAGGAAAAGUAGUAAGUUAGGCAGGCUUUUGCCUCCCAGAUUGUACUGAGUGAAACAGGCGAGGGGACCGUGUGUGGAGAAGUUAUGGAUUCAUUCAUAUAGAGUUAUAUUUUUGCGGUUUGAUACAUCCAAUUGGGCCUAAAGCCUUCCAAGCAAUACAAAUUAUCACUGCAUUUGCAAAAAAGCACCCAGAAGCAUUUACAUUUGUUUUUUGGGCUGUGUGACACAACAGUUUCCUUAGUUCACCUUUAAUUCAAUGUUUCCUCUGUAAAAUUCAUUUACAGCCCCUUAGUAAAUUACAGAACCAAGUAAAAGUGUGGAAGCACUUGAUAUCAAGUAAUCUCACUGGUUAGAAUACCACUAUUUUGUUAUUAUGCCCUCUGUUUGGUUAACACACUGCCAUGUCUGUGUUGCACAGAAUGGACAAUCAGUCACACGCAAAGAAAUAAGUUAAAGAGUCCCACAGGUCUUCCUUGAAAGUUUGUGAAUUUGAGGAAAAAACUAAAGGUUUGAAAACAGACAUAAAUAGAUAUGGGUCAUUGAAAGUGCUCAAAUUUAUACAUUUUGUGUAAGAAUAGAAACUGAAGUUCUUUUCUUUCUGUAAAGUCCUGCUAGUUCUCAUCAUAAAAAUUCUCAGUGUUGUAACAGUAAUUAACCUUGAUCUGUGUCUCAAACUAUGCCGUGUUGGGCCCUUGAAUUUGAGGGAAUUGGGCAUGGAAAGUCCUUGAAAAGUCCUUGAAUUAGUUGAUUAAGAAGGUGUGGGACCCAUGUACACAUGCAUCAUCUAAUUUGUUACGGAACUUAGAAUGUAAAAUUGUUGAGUAUGCUAGGCAAAGUUUAGCAACUCUCUCAGGCCUUUUGUUAGACUGAGCUGGGACUGCAUCCAGGAUGUCUAAAAGUGCAACAUCUUUGCUCCAUUGAGACUUUAAACCUUUGUAACCUCCCCUUUUGGCUUUUAGUGUACAGUUCAAGAAAAGGACUUAAGACCAUUUGAAUGCAGCCCUGCUCUGUUCAGAAUGAUGGCUGCUAGGUUACAGAAGGACAAAGACCUAGAUUCCCCCCCCCCCCAAAAAAAAGAAAAUGUGACUGGAGAAGAAAAAGAACUAAUUAAAAAUUGAAAAUGUCAGUGCAUUCCUUUAAUAUCUAAAGGAAUAAUAACUGGAAUGCUCUGUGUUGGUCUUGUCAUAUAAUCUGGACUGCACAAAAAUAAUCACGCUUUCAUUCGCUAUGCAAGAGAGCAUCAUAGACAUUACUGUAAGGCUUGAAAUUAGCAUGGCAAGCCUUUUCAACAGCACACUACACUGCAGUUUCUGACCUGAGAUAAGUUAUUAUCUUUCUGUGCCAUCAGUCCGCCUCUGUUGACAGGAGGCCAGAUGAGCCGCUGAAUGACACGGAGUCUGCCAAGGGACACUGGAGCAUGAGGUCAGCUCAAGAGCAGAUAGUGCUUGGAAUUCACAGGCGUGACCAUAGCGUCAAUAGUUAAAAAGUCAGAAAUACUAUUAUUUCAUCUUGAAAGGAUGGGAUAAUAAAUGAUGAGGUGCCAUUUUCCUAGUAUGCUUCGUUAUAGAUCUUAUUUUUCUGCCAAAAUUGUGUGUUUUUAUGUAUUCUGGUUUGUGUUGCGUAAAAGGGUGCUUUUCAUGCUGCAUAUUCUCUCCAAGGAUUGCAUAUUCCUUCCACUGAUUAUAAGGCUAAGAGUGGGCUUAUUUGUUCUCUAAUCACACUACAACACUGAGCCCAACUGAGGCUGAACUAUCAUUGGUAACACUUGCUCUCCAGUCUUGAGCCAGAUCCCUGUGCACAGCAGUGUUUUUAGGUGCUAGUUACAGUGCGGAUAAUUACGCAUUGAUUACGUGGUUAGGAACUACUAUAUAUGAAAAGACCUCAAAUAUACCAUUGUUCUUAUUUAUUUAAAUCUUUAAAGUAACUAUAACCAAAAUUCUUAUAUUAACGAUGGAUCACAUACAUGUAACCCUGCUGUUCCCCAUAGCUCUAUGGAGCUUUGUAGCGACAUUCAACUCAUUGUUUUGGUUUUCUGGCCCACAACAUUACUAUUUUGGUUUACUCUCACCGCUCUCAUCUCAUAGCAUUGUUUUCGGCCGUAGCAGGUAGCCACUCAAAAAGCCGGCUGUAUGCUACCUGCACAGGCUUGCCAAACAACAGUUAGCAACUCGCUAGUUGGAACAUUGAGCUAGCAGAAGAGCCAGAUAUUUCCCUCAGGAGUUUGAAAAAAAGGAGAGUGAAUAUUGGACUUACACGACUCCAAAUGAAUGGUAAUAGGCAGCUGUUUUUGCUAACAAGAUAGCAAUAUCAACUUAAAAUGAUACGUUAGCAGUUACUUUUAUGUUAAGCUUGUUAGUGUUAAGCUUUUUAAUUCUUAAAAAAUGGUGGGGGGUUGGCAGUAGCUCAGAGGGAUUAAUAAAGUAAUUCUCUCCUCUCUCUUAAGCUUGUUUCUGCUGCCCCCAAGUGGCCAAAAUGUGUUUCUGCAGGUUUGAAUGCAGGUCAUGCCUGAAGUUGUUCCUAGGAAAAAAAAAAUCUCAACAUCAUCUUUCUUUACCUUUUAACAUGGCACCUCAUCAUUUCUUACCCCUUUAGGAAACCAGUUAAGAGAGCUCACUUACCAGUGAAGUUAGGCCUUUGGUGGCCUACUACUCUAUAUGACCCUGCUAUAUACUGUAAUGACAUCCUUACUAACAAAACUUUGAUACUGAAAGUUUUGCAUUCUAUCACCCCUUUUGUAAGUAAGAGAUUGAAUGUAUCCAUUAUGUAUGAUAAAGCAUCUGUUAAGGUUACGACGACAAUGAAUACAUGUGGUCAGGUCAUACAAGUUUCCUUUUUGUUUGAUAAUUGAUCAUUUUAUAAUUGUGUUAAUAGUGCAUGCAACAGUGUUUUAUCAGAGCCACAUUGUGGUGUUUAAAUUGGGAUUUACUGUACGUGUGUGAGAACUAGGAUAACGGGAAAGGAAAAUGUUUGAAAUUUUCACUUUGAAUUUUCAUGUUAUUCAAGUGGUGUAGGACAGUCAAAUCAAUAUUUAUGACAGAUGGGUCGGUUUCUAAUUUAUUGAGGGUGUUAUUCAAGUUUUUGAGGUAUUAAUUAGACUGUCCUGGACCUCAGGAGCAACAUUCAGUGAUUCUCCCUCAAAGCCAGGGAUUACUACACUUUGUAGUUAAUAACUUUAAAGAGAGCUUUGUUUGCAAUCAAAAUUACCAUUAAUAUAAUUAUUUUCUAUCUUGAACUCCUGGAACAGUAGUCUAGACUUCCUUUAUUUGGAUCUCAUUGUGCAUGUGUAGGAAUCUGUUUUAUUUAACCUUAGAACCAAGAGAGGUACAUUGGCAUAAAGAUCAUCUGUUCAAAAGUCAUGUGGUCACUUUACGUUGAAAGAUGAAGAUGUAUUUUCUUGUAAAUAAAACAAUACAUUGCAACCUCGAAA